Molecule: messenger RNA, 495 nt
Organism: Trichoderma gamsii
Lineage: Eukaryota; Fungi; Ascomycota; Sordariomycetes; Hypocreales; Hypocreaceae
Exons: 1
Coding region: 1-495 (164 amino acids)
Source: RefSeq, a predicted model, not a curated record
AUGGACAACUAUACCGAUGGCUCGUCUACCGCAUCUCCCCAAUUUACACCAACUGAGACUGUUUUCGGCGAGGAUUGGGAUGGUCAGCGCUAUGCGGUACCUUGGCCGGAUAAUAAAUACAACAUUUUCAUAAACGGUACGAACCGGGCAAUUUGCGCGAAUAACGAGGGCGGUCUUUACGUGUACGACUUCAACAAGGACCAUUUUCAGCAACACACAUGGCUAUGCGUCGAGAAGAAUGGAUAUUUUGGCUUUGUCAAUCUUCACACAGGCAAAUUCAUCGGCCACAAGGAUGAUGAUAAACUGCACUCCGCGGCGUCUCAACAUGAAGCUUGGGAGCUUAUGACAGUGAGGAAGCAUCCAGAAGGAGGCUACGAGUUGCUAAUGCCACAUUGGUGGCAUACACUGAAGAAAGUGGGUGUCUCCGAAGGUUCGGAUAAUGUGAUAUUGCGACAGCAUAUAUCGACUGUUUGGCAGUUUGUUAAAGUAGAUUAA